UCGUUUGAGACAGUUUCAAACGGAUUAAUGAUUCUGCUGAUGUGUUUGGCAAUCCAUUUGGAUUAUCAGAAAAAAUUACGUGAAGAAAUCAAUGAAACUUAUCCUGAUGGAAAUAUUGCAGAUAUUACAAUAACGCAAUUGCAGCAAUUGAAAUAUCUGGAUAUGGUUGUGCAUGAAUCAUUGCGGCUUUUGACAACGGUUCCCAUGAAUAUGCGGAAUGUAAGUUCUGACUUUAAGAUGCAUUUGCCUGCUAAAGACGACAGGGGUGCAAUAACAGCGCUGGUACCAAAGAACACAUUGGUUGUAUUAGAUGUUUUCAAUAUGCAACGUGACGAAGCCCAUUGGGGACCAAAUGCAAAAAAAUUUGAUCCUGAACACUUUGCCGAAUCAAAGUCGGAACGGCAUCCUUACGCUUUUAUACCUUUCUCCAAAGGUACACGUAGUUGUAUUGGUUGGCGUUACAGUUUAUUACUGACGAAGAUUUUUCUUGUGAAAUUAAUUUCUUCUUUCGAAUUCCAAUGUCCAGGAACAAAACUUGAAGAUUUACAUUUUACUGAGGGCAUUUCAUUGAAAUUUCAUGACAGUCAGAAAAUUAACUUUCAAAUAAGAAAAAUACCUUGAAUAUUAUUUUAUUUAAUAAUCUUAGA
Teleopsis dalmanni is the source of this 647-nucleotide messenger RNA. Its product is annotated as probable cytochrome P450 318a1. The transcript has 2 exons. The record is from RefSeq and is a predicted model, not a curated record. Gene Ontology annotation, molecular function: heme binding; oxidoreductase activity, acting on paired donors, with incorporation or reduction of molecular oxygen; iron ion binding. NCBI's taxonomy places the organism in Eukaryota, Metazoa, Arthropoda, Insecta, Diptera, Diopsidae. Bases 28 to 621 code for a protein of 197 amino acids.